AGGGGCUUAAAGGCAAGUUUUGGUCCAAAGAGAUCUCGCCAUGGCGGCCAACGGAUUAAAGGUCUCUCCCAUUCUGAAGAAGUAUGUGGAGGACGGGGACGUGGUGGGCAUCUGCGUGAGCGGGGGCUUGGAUUCCAAGACGGUGGCCUUGCGCCUCCGCCUGGCCGGCGUGAAGGUGAAGUGCUUCACGGCGGACAUCGGGCAGCCAGAUGAGGAGGACAUGAGCGACGUGGUGAAGAAGAUGGCGCCCUGCGGCGUGGAAACCAUCGUGGUGGACCUCAAGAAGGAGAUCGCGGAGGGCGCCUUCGAGGCUGUGGCCGCCCAGGCGGUCUACGACGGGGGGUACUGGCAAUCCACGGGCAUCGGCCGGUACGUCACCGCACGGGGCCUGCUGCAGACCAUGAAGAAGCACGGGUGUACCGUGCUCUCCCACGGCGCCACGGGGCGCGGCAACGACCAGGUGCGGUUCGAGCGCUACGUGAACGUGAUGGACCCCUCCUUUAAGGUCUACGCGCCUUGGCGCGACCCGGUGCUGCUGGAGGAGUUCCCCGGGCGGUCGCAGAUGCUCAGCUUCCUGGAAAAGCACGGCAUCGGGCACCAGAUCGUGUCCCAGUCCUCAAAGCGCUACUCCACGGACGCCAACAUCUGCGGGCUCAGCAACGAGGCUGAAGAUUUGGAGUCCAUGCAGACCCCCAUCACCAUCGUGAACCCCAUCAUGGGCGUGUGGCCCAAAGACGCCCCCGACCAGCAGGAAGAGGUGACCCUCAAGUUCGAGAAGGGCAGAUGCGUGCAGAUCAACGGCAAGGCGGUGACGCCGCUGGAGGCGGUGCAGCUGAGCAACCAAAUCGCGGGCCGCAACGGCGUGGGCCUGUGCCAAGCCCUGGAGAACCGGAUUUUGGGCACCAAGUCCCGGGGCGUCUAUGAGGCCCCGGGCAUGACGCUCCUGGGCCACGCGGUGUCCUGCGUGUACAUGGCGGUGUUGGACCGAAGAGCCACGGCACUCUUCCGGCAGCUAAGCACCCACAUCUCGGACCAGAUCUACGACGGCCGAUAUUUUGACCCCUCCACGCGGGCAGCGCUCACUGCGGUGUGGCAACUGGUGGAGCCAGCCACGGGAACGGUGAAGCUGGGCCUGCACAAGGGGCACAUGCUCUUCCUGGCCCUCACGGAGUGCCCGCACAGCGUCUACUUCGAGGAGGACAGCUCCAUGGAAGCCUCGGCGGGCUUGAACCCGGCCAGCUCCCAGGGCUACCUGGAGGUGUCUUCGGUGGAGGCCAAAGCCCUGGCUAAAGCCGGCCUCAUCGACAUCGACAGCGUGUGGGCGAAGCGACAGAAGACGAAAUGAGAGCAGGUUGUUUGUGGUUCGGCGGUGGUUUGUCUUCGGAGGUCGCCCAGGUU
Effrenium voratum is the source of this 1398-nucleotide messenger RNA. The record is from the annotation of a GenBank genome assembly. Lineage: Eukaryota; Dinophyceae; Suessiales; Symbiodiniaceae.